AUGAACCGCGGGCCAAACUGGGUCAAUCGUAGGCGCCAUUGGCUGUCCUGGUGUCCUGAUGACCUGGGACCCGAACCAUCUGCCCCGCGCCUUCCGACACACUACGAGCCUAGCGAGCCUAGCGAGGUCUCCUGGACCCGCCCUGGAGAUCAGCCGCAGGUAUUUUUGCUCAGUGGAAUGUGCCUUGACAGAUUAAUUAUAUGUUAUCAGGCAGUUGAAGAUCAGCUAAAGAUAUGUGGCCACAAGAGGGAUGCUGAUGUCUUCGAGCUGUUCCUUUCUCAAAAGGAACUGACAGAUGUCAUUGAUCUUUCUAGGUUUAAAAAUUUAAAAUAUUUAUGGCUAUAUCAUAACAAGCUACAUGGAAUAACAUUUCUAACUAGAAACUAUUGUCUGACAGAACUGUAUCUAAACAACAAUGCAAUAAUUGACAUAGAAGGCCUGCACUAUUUGCCUUCGUUGCAUAUACUCCUACUGCACCACAAUGAGUUAACAAACAUUGACGCGACAGUGAAGGAGUUAAAGGGAAUGUUAAAUCUGAAGACCCUAAGUCUAUACCAAAACCCUUUUUGCCAAUAUAAUCUGUAUCGUUUGUAUAUAAUCUACCAUCUUCCAGGAGUGGAGUUGCUUGACCGAAACCAAGUUACAGAAAAAGAAAGAAGAUCAAUGAUUACAAUUUUUAACCACAAAAAGGCUCAUGUUGUUCAAUCAAUAGCAUUCAGAGGAAAAGUAGAUGCCUCAUGGAAUCCUAGAUCACCAUUUAAGCAAAAACCAGCCCAGAGAGUACCUUCAGAUUUUGCAUUUGCGAAUAAUGUAGACAAAACUGUGUUUGAUGACCCAGAAGAUGCUGUAUUUGUAAGGUCCAUGAAGAGAUCAGUGAUGGCUCUUACCUCUCUGAACUGGGACACAGUUCCGACACGAGAGGAAAGAUACCUUGAAGAGAAAGGCACAGAACCUGCUCAAAUGCUCACAGUUACACUGAGAUAACCCCUGGUAUUUCUAGGAAUCCUAGUGGUUUUCAGUUGUAUAUUAAACUUUUCUGUGGUUUAGCAUAUUGUAUAUUUAUUAUUAUAUUAUUUGAAAUAUUUAAAUAUUAAAAAAACACCAAUAAUGAAAAAUAACUCCUACAUUUUUUUAAUCCUCACCCAAGGACAUUUUUUUAAUUGAUUUUAGAGAGGAAGA
Pteronotus mesoamericanus is the source of this 1179-nucleotide messenger RNA. RefSeq names its product leucine rich repeat containing 72 (gene LRRC72). The record is from RefSeq and is a predicted model, not a curated record. The transcript has 9 exons. NCBI's taxonomy places the organism in Eukaryota, Metazoa, Chordata, Mammalia, Chiroptera, Mormoopidae. Gene Ontology annotation, molecular function: protein binding. Bases 1 to 984 code for a protein of 327 amino acids.